Molecule: messenger RNA, 2103 nt
Organism: Cladocopium goreaui
Lineage: Eukaryota; Dinophyceae; Suessiales; Symbiodiniaceae
Source: the annotation of a GenBank genome assembly
AUGACCCAGGAAUUAGACGGUGGGGAAUGGAGGACUAGGAGAAUCAGCGCCGUGGCACCAAGGUCCUGCUUCAAGUCUUUGCGCCAUUCUCCUGCAGUCAAAGGCCUCGAUUCACGCGAUUCAAAGAUCUGCACUCCGAUCGCUUCAUUGGUGUUGGGGAACAUUCUGGCGAGCGUCUUGGAAGCUUUGCAGACGCCAGCCUUUAGCUUGGUGGUGCUCAAGAUCCGAAAGCGGGUCUUUGAGAAUCACAUGAACAGGAAGAAUGCUGCGAAAGGUGAGAGUGACUUUGACUGUUUGGACGUCGCUGAAUUGCUGCUGGAUCGGGUGCUCUACAACGUGCAGGCUUUGGCGAAGGUAUUCCAAAGAUCUGUGCACAAGCAGAUGUUUCAGGCACAGUUCCCAACCAAAGUUAGCCAAGCUCCCAAAGAAGAACCUGAGUCGCGACAGAUCUGCGAUGAGAUCCGGGACUUCACCUGUCACGUGUUGCACCAGGAGCUCAUGGAAGUGAUGCGUUCCUCGGAGAGGUCCCCAAGGGGUCAAUCGCAGAGUGCCCCCACCAAUUGGGAUGGGCUCGGAUUCGCAGGGCAUCAGCCAUUGGGUCUCCCCCUCAUCCCUCAAAGUCAAGGCAAACAAGGCACUGGGAACGAUGAUGACUGUGAAGAGCGUUAUUUGUUGGUGGUCUUCCCGUCUGGUGGUUGGAUGGAAGAGGCCGCCGUGGAAGUGCCUGGCGAUGGCGGAAACUUGGACGGACUGAACUUGCUGCCCGGACCGGAUCCUUCGGCCAUGUUGGAAAGUGACGAUCCGUUCAACCUCCGACGCUUCUCAGAUCGACACAGGACGUCCUAUGGCAAGGCUUUGGAGGAGAUGAAAGCAGGGCAGAAGAAGAGUCAUUGGAUCUGGUUCGUGUUCCCAACACCGCCAUAUGUGGAGAAUGGCGUGGAGUGUGGUUCACCCAAGAACCAAUUUUUUGCGAUCCGCUCUCAUGAGGAAGCUCUGGCCUUCUUGCAUUUUCAGGAGGACGGGGUGAACCUGCGAAAGAACUAUUUGGAGAUCUUGGAGGUGCUCCAACAGCAGCUGAAACUGGGGAGGAAACUUGAGACUUUGGUCGGGGAGGAUGAGAAGAAGAUCAGAAGUUCCUUAAAGUUUUUCCUCGAAGUAGCUCAGCAGAGCAGCGAUGACCAGCUGCAACUGAGCUGUGAAGAAACUUUGCAGCUGAUUGAGAGAGGUUUCAGGGGACAGGUCGAUGCCAAGACAGGUGCUCUGGCGCUAUUGCUCUGGCCCGUGAGUGGCCUGGGAGUCACUGCUGGGGCGCAUAGAUAUUGGACCCAUCGAUCCUACAAGGCCAGUGGUUUUUUGGAGACGCUUCUCAUGCUGAUGUUUUCGAUUGCAGAUCAAGGACCGAUCGAAGGCUGGGCCCUGACCCAUGCCAUGCAUCACGUGGCGAGCGAUACCUAUUGGGAUCCUCAUGACCGUUCCAAGGGCUUCUGGCACGCGCACAUCGGAUGGCUCUUCGCCGCGCGGAAGUUCCAACUGCCCUCAGUGGAGUAUCGGAAGGUAGUGAAUGCCCUGAGUCCAGUAGUGCACUUUCAUGAUCGCCACUGCGUGUGGUGGGAUACGCUUUGGUCUCUGGGAUUUCCCACCCUGCUCUGCUCCCUCUGGUCCGACGCCUUCUGCGGCCUCUUCGUCGCCGGCGCCCUGCGCUGGGCGCUGGUGCAGCAUAUCACCUUUGCGGUGAACUCGAUUGCUCAUGGGGAGCUGCGUGACGAUGACGUUUAUUCGUUUGAUCCGGCUGCGGACGGACAUGGCCCACGUGUGAGCAUCGCCGUUUCCCUGCUGUCUCUGGGUGAAGGUUGGCAUGACUACCAUCAUCUGUUCCCCUGGGACUAUGCAGCUGCUGAACUCGACGCAUGGGAGCAGUUCAACCCAACAAAGGUCUUCAUCGAUUUCUGCCACCUGAUUGGUUUGGCUUCGCAGCGGCGUCGCUGUUCGCGCAGGUUGCAGGACCUCCGACGGCUCCAGCUACUGGGCUUGUGCGAGGGCUUCGCUUACGAAGUGGCUGGUCCACCACUCUUUCGCUACAAGCAACUGGUUCGAAGCAACUGA